Malassezia globosa CBS 7966 is the source of this 1080-nucleotide messenger RNA. RefSeq lists its product as uncharacterized. The record is from RefSeq and is a predicted model, not a curated record. Gene Ontology annotation, cellular component: mitochondrion. Gene Ontology annotation, molecular function: magnesium ion binding; isocitrate dehydrogenase (NAD+) activity; NAD binding. Lineage: Eukaryota; Fungi; Basidiomycota; Malasseziomycetes; Malasseziales; Malasseziaceae. The coding region runs from base 1 to 1080 and encodes 359 amino acids. Gene Ontology annotation, biological process: tricarboxylic acid cycle; isocitrate metabolic process. The transcript has a single exon.
AUGCAGCUCCUGAGGUCGGUGUCGACGCUCACGGCUCAGACUCCACGUCUGACAAGCGGCCCGAAGAAGUAUGGUGGUGUUUACACGGCUACGCUGAUUCCCGGUGAUGGUGUCGGAAAAGAGAUCACCGACUCAGUGAAGGAGAUUUUCGACAAGCUGAACGUGCCUGUGGAAUGGGAGCAGUACGACCUGUCUGGUGAGAUGCAGGGUAAUGAUUCGCUCUUCCAGCAGGCCAUGGACAGCCUGCGGCGCAACAAGGUGGGUCUGAAGGGCACACUCUUGACGCCUACAGGCGCUGGCUCGCACAACAGCUGGAACGUUGCAAUGCGUCAGCAGCUCGACAUUUACGCAUCGAUGGUGUUCUGCAAGUCCCUCGAAGGCUUCCCAACGCGCCACAAAAACGUUGACUUUACGAUCAUCCGUGAGAACACCGAGGGUGAGUACAGUGGCCUGGAACACAGUCCGUCACCAGGUAUUGUGGAAUCCCUCAAGGUGUCGACGCGCUUCAAGGCUGAGCGUAUUGUGCGCUUCGCUUUCGACUUUGCGUUGAAGAACGACCGUAAGCAGGUGACCUGUGUGCACAAGGCGAACAUCAUGAAGCUCGGUGAUGGUCUGUUCCUCAACACGUUCCGUCGCGUCGCGGAAGAGUACAAGAGUGCCGGCAUCAAGGCGAAUGACAUGAUCGUCGACAACACAUCGAUGCAGCUUGUUGGCCGCCCAGACCAGUUUGAUGUCAUGGUCAUGCCCAACCUGUACGGUAACAUUGUAUCGAACAUUGGCGCUGCCCUUGUUGGCGGUCCGGGCAUUGUGCCUGGCGCCAACAUUGGCCGUGAGUUUGCCCUGUACGAGCCUGGAUGCCGUCACGCUGCCAAGGACAUCAUGGGCACGAACAAGGCGAACCCGACGGCUAUGAUUCUCAGUGCUACGAUGAUGCUCCGUCACUUUGGUCUUGACUACCAGGCCAACCAGAUCGCCUCAAGCGUGUACCGUGUUAUUGCCGAGCGCAAGGUCCGUACUGCUGACAUGGGCGGCAACUCGACGACGCAGCAAUUCACACAGGCCGUUCUCGACAACCUCUAA